Impatiens glandulifera is the source of this 708-nucleotide messenger RNA. RefSeq lists its product as uncharacterized. The record is from RefSeq and is a predicted model, not a curated record. Bases 1 to 708 code for a protein of 235 amino acids. Gene Ontology annotation, molecular function: protein binding. NCBI's taxonomy places the organism in Eukaryota, Viridiplantae, Streptophyta, Magnoliopsida, Ericales, Balsaminaceae. The transcript is spliced from 4 exons.
AUGGUCGAUUCAUCAUCCUCCAAGCAUGGUCGGUCAGUAGACGCUGUUAUCAAAUUCUUUGUAUUGGAUCAAAACCAUAACAAAUAUUAUACUACCCCAGGCCCAGAUUCUUUAAUGCGAUUUCAUUCUCUAAAACUACUGCAUGGCAUAGAUAGAUUCAUUGAUCUAUCUGCUUUUCAACUUCCUUCCAACGGAUACCUAGUUAACGACAAAUGUGUGUUUGGUACUGAGGUUUUCAUUAUCAAACAAGCUCCCAAAGUGGAGAUGUUGAUUUUACAUGAUGAAGAGUACUCUAGUUUCCACAUUUUGAAGUUCAAAUCUUCUAGUCUUUCUCUUGGUGAUAGCUGUGGCUCAGAAUUAUUUACUUCUGGUGAUUUUAUAUGGAAGAUCAGACUAUACCCCUUUGGUUGUGCGGAUUACACAUGGGUUAAUAUCUCGGUCACUCUUAUCCUGCAUGAUGAGUCGACUCUUCCAAAAAAUUCUAGUAUCUAUUUUGAGUAUAAGAUUUCUUUAUUAAACAAGGAAGAGUUGGAAAACAUCGAUUUUACGGGUUAUAAUUACUUUAAUUCUUCGUCUCCAUCUUUGUACUUCAAAAAGGUGUUGGACUUGAAUAGAUUUCUCGAUGAGGAAAAUGGAUUUUUGGUGGAUGAUUCAUGCUCUUUUCGAGUAGCAGUUACCAUUCUUGGGGUGGUGAACACUACACCAUGA